Messenger RNA from Iphiclides podalirius (scarce swallowtail), 306 nucleotides. The record is from the annotation of a GenBank genome assembly. Lineage: Eukaryota; Metazoa; Arthropoda; Insecta; Lepidoptera; Papilionidae.
AUGGGUGACACAGAUUGGAGGAAGAUACUGAGUUUCUCUCAGAAAGAGUUGUUAGAAGCCGAUAAAGAAGAGUUAUGCGAAAGUCUAUCGUGGAUGGAUGCCGACGAUAUCGAUUUGAACUUUUCCGACUUGAAAACUCUAUUUAGGUUGGCCCAAGAUAUUCUCAAAUAUAAAAGUGAACAGGUGAAGAAUGUACUAGGAGAGCUAGAAAAUGUUCAAAAUAAACGUCGGAAAAAGAAGCCGCGUAAUGAGGAUACUGAUAACACUUUCGAAACUAUAAUGCCAUCAAGAAGAAAUAAUAAAAGC